AUGGCAAAACGAAAGUUCAUUGAAAAUUACAUUCAGUAUGGAUUCACACCAUUUCUUGAAAACAGAGAAGGUAAAGGACAGUGUGUUUUAUGUUGUAACGUUUUUGGACACCAUUCAUUGAGGCCAUCAAAACUAAAACUUCAUCUGCAAAAACUUGAUCCAGAUUACGAGGAUAAAGAUGUUUUUUUAAACCAAAUUGAUAUUUUUGACCAAUUGAACCGCUUAAAUCUCAAGCUACAAAGAAGAGAUACAACUGAACUCGACUUCGUUGACGCCCUGAAUGCGUUUAUGGAGAAGCUAGAAAAUUGGAAGCAAAAAAUUGAGAGUGGAAAUGUUGCAAUGUUAGAAGCUCUUUCAUCUAUGAUUGUUGAAACAUUGAAGGAUCCAAACCAGAAAAGUCGUCCGCGUGUCAAUUAUAAUUUAGUGAUUGUUUGUCUGUUGGUGACAUAUCUGCCCAUGUAUGAUCCAACUCCGAGAAGAACUUUAAGUACAGAAAAUGAGUUACACAAAGAAUAA
This is a messenger RNA of Styela clava, 516 nucleotides long. RefSeq lists its product as uncharacterized. Lineage: Eukaryota; Metazoa; Chordata; Ascidiacea; Stolidobranchia; Styelidae. The record is from RefSeq and is a predicted model, not a curated record.